Molecule: messenger RNA, 1270 nt
Organism: Aspergillus ochraceoroseus IBT 24754
Lineage: Eukaryota; Fungi; Ascomycota; Eurotiomycetes; Eurotiales; Aspergillaceae
Product: DUF4419 domain-containing protein
Exons: 1
Coding region: 188-1270 (360 amino acids)
Source: RefSeq, a predicted model, not a curated record
GACAAGACUCUUCUUAUAAUGAUUCAUGGUUCGCUCCUUCCAAGCACAACUGUCCACAUGAAGAGAGCCCAGUCUUAUAUCUUUCUCUUGAAGCAUAGGCUUAACAAAUUUCCCCCUAUUUAUCCUCAUCUCUUUAAUGAUCCUAUCUAGAACUAAAAUCCAGUCUUUCCAGUAAUUCAUAUUCAAUAUGCCAAUCACUAUUAAUCCGUCAAAAAACAGUGCAGCUGCUUGGCAGCCCGCCAAUCGCUUUCCAGCCGCUUCGUCUGCGAAAGACCUCCUUCACUCCAUUCUGAAAAACAAACGCACAUCCUGUCCCAAUCCGAUCAACCCGUUCAAGAUGAUCAUUCAGAGCUCAUUUAACCAUCCUAUCGAGAGCUCACACUACUUUGCCAGCAAAAACGGCUUCGUCCACGGAUGCAUCGAGGCGUACAACUACCACCAUCAUCUAGUCCUUCGGCCUGACGAUGUGUGGUUCGCAAUGCUGACCCAGUUGAGCGUACAUGUCCAUGCUCAUCUUGAAGACCAGUAUCACUUCUUGGUGGACCACGAAGGCCAAAAGGAGCUUGUCAUUCAAGUGGCCUCGAUUGACCGGACCGAUAAGGGUGCUUUUGCCGUGAUAAUCGCCUUUGAAAUGCAGAAAUGCAUCAUAGACGCAGAUCUUCGAGAAUGGGUUGUGCCUGAGUUCACGACGACCACAGUCACUGAUCGGGCUACUGCGAGCGCCGUGAUGAUGGGCACGAUGCAGAAGCAUUUUGUCUCCGUCUGUGAGAUGUCCUGUGGCUUGCCGUCCGUGACCCUUCUGGGGACUUUCGAGGACUGGGUAAAGCUUCGGGAGAAAAGCAAGAGGCUGAUCAUCUAUGGUGAUGAGCCGAGGAGAUGGUAUGAGAAGCUGAGGCCUGUGCUGGAUAGCUUUGUGAAUACCUUUAUCCAUCCGGAGAGUGACGCGGUGCGAGACUUUUGGCAGUCUAUUUGUGACAUCAAGGGGGAAAGUGGAAGCUCGACCUUUUCCGGCUGGAUCACGACGUUCUGUUUCUGGGAUGAGAACGGGGUCUGCUUGCAUGACACGAAGCCGGGAGAGACCACGGAGCUUGGAUUAGAUGAGAUGCCCGUGGGGUUUGUAAAGUUGCCUGCUCGGCUGGAAUAUAGCCGGAUCACUGUCGAAACAGAGAUCCUAGCCGGUUCGGUGGCUGUUCGGGCCAGCAAGCAGUCAACGCAGGGUCAGCUUGAUACAGUUCAACCGGAAUGUGGAUGGUUUAUGUAUGAGGUGUGA